Molecule: messenger RNA, 1227 nt
Organism: Benincasa hispida (wax gourd)
Lineage: Eukaryota; Viridiplantae; Streptophyta; Magnoliopsida; Cucurbitales; Cucurbitaceae
Product: multiple organellar RNA editing factor 2, chloroplastic-like
Biological process (GO): mitochondrial mRNA modification; cytidine to uridine editing
Cellular component (GO): mitochondrion
Source: RefSeq, a predicted model, not a curated record
AAUUUCUUCUUCACAUAUCCUCAUUUCAUCACUAUAAACCCUACCUCUCUCGCCUGCUAUGGCGUUAUCACUUCUUCGAGCUAUGGCUUCCGCCUCCCCCUCUGCCUCCGCCUACACCGCUCGCCUCUCCCUUCUUCAAAGGCGUCUCUUCUCCUCCUCAUCUACUCUUACACAUCCUCCUUCACUCCCUUCUCUCACUCUCUGCCGUCGAUCUCUCCCUCCCCUUUCCCAUGCUGUUCGAUCUAUCCCUUCCGCCUCCAGGUUCACCUCGAUUCGUUGCCGCGUCAAUCGGUCUGGUAACUCGUCUUACUCUCCCCUUAAUUCUAAUUCCAACUUCAGUGAUCGUCCACCCACUGAGAUGGCACCUCUCUUCCCUGGCUGUGACUAUGAGCACUGGCUCAUUGUCAUGGACAAGCCUGGUGGUGAGGGUGCCACUAAGCAGCAGAUGAUUGAUUGCUAUAUUCAGACCCUCGCUAAAGUUGUUGGCAGUGAAGAAGAAGCGAAGAAGAAGAUUUAUAACGUUUCUUGUGAGAGGUAUUUUGGGUUUGGGUGUGAGCUCGAUGAAGAGACCUCCAACAAGCUCGAAGGCUUGCCAGGAGUUCUAUUUGUUCUUCCUGAUUCUUAUGUUGACCCUGAGUAUAAAGACUAUGGGGCUGAGUUGUUCGUGAAUGGAGAGAUUGUUCAAAGGCCACCAGAGAGACAGAGAAGGGUGGAACCACAGCCCCAGAGAGCUCAGGAUAGACCGAGAUAUAAUGACAGAACCCGCUAUGUGAGACGCCGAGAAAAUGCAAGGUGAUGCAUUUGAGACAUUGAGAAAAUGUGCAUAUAUGACUAAUGGGAAAGGGAAUCUGAAAUAUCUGGAAAGGCAAAUUGGAGAACUUGAGGAAUUUUAGAAACAUUAAACUGAAGUUAUUUGUUUGGUAGAAGAGUCAUGUUCAGUAGAUGUUAACUUUUGCCGAUGAACAUGGAUAAAUAUCUUUAUGGCGUUCCUAGUGAAUGUUUAUUGAGUUUGCUUAGUUCUGAACGUGUGCACAUUUGAAGUCUAAGCAAGAGCUAUGUGAGUGGACUUGUGGGCGUUUAGGGAAAGUUUGAUAUAGCCUUAUUCAAAGUCUUAGUACAAAGGCUUUCGACUUUUUUAGUUCUCUAAAAUUUGAUAUAAUCUAUAACCUUCGUGAAAAUUUAAUAACAAGCUUGGGAAGCUUUGCAAGUGACCCCUUGAUGUUGAAA